Messenger RNA from Teleopsis dalmanni, 528 nucleotides. Its product is annotated as DNA-directed RNA polymerase II subunit RPB11-a-like. The transcript has a single exon. Lineage: Eukaryota; Metazoa; Arthropoda; Insecta; Diptera; Diopsidae. Gene Ontology annotation, biological process: DNA-templated transcription. Bases 1 to 528 code for a protein of 175 amino acids. Gene Ontology annotation, molecular function: protein dimerization activity; DNA-directed RNA polymerase activity. The record is from RefSeq and is a predicted model, not a curated record. Gene Ontology annotation, cellular component: RNA polymerase II, core complex.
AUGGAAGACAAACUACCCAACUACGAAAAGUAUUUGCUUCCAAAAGGUGAGCCUAAGAUAACGGUAACUCAAGAUGAGAAGAUGCCAAACUGUUAUGUUGUCGUUAUCAAAAGAGAAGACUCCACUGUUCUUGAGACGAUUAAAACAGAAUUAAUGAAAAAUGAUAAUGUACUCUUCUGUGGCUAUCAUGUUUAUCAUCCUGAAGAUUAUGAAGUAACCUUACGUGUGAUGACUAAUGGUGUACAAACUUGUAAAGAGGUCUGUCAAAUAGCUUUUCAGAACAUUCGAGAUGAAUUGCAAAAUCUGCACCAGGAACUAAUCAAGGCUAUAUCAAUGAAAAAAGUUGAAUUAGGACAAGCAGAUACUGACCGGAAUAAUAACAAUAGAUACUAUUUUCACUACAUGCAGAAACUUUUGGUAGAGAAGGAGGAAAGGGAAAAGGCUAAACAGAAAGCAGAUCAGAAGUGUAUGCUGGAAGAAGGAAAAAUGUUAUUAUUCGAUACAAAACCAUAUACUAAGUUUAAGUAA